UUAUUUCCGCUCUCUCAGAUCUACCAGCGUGCCUCAAAACCCCUUAAAUCAAAUCGAAAAUUCAAUUCAAUUCAAUCUUGUCAAAUUCCCCCCUAAGAAUUUUCUCCUCAAUUUUUGCCAAAUUCCAAAUCUAGGUGAAGGGGAAAGAGGGAAAUCGAGAUUUUGGCGCGUAAAUCUCGAUGCCGAUGUGGAGCUCGGUGGCGAAUUUGAAGGAAAGUCUGAGUAAAAUCGCGCUGGAUGUCCACGAUGACGACGACGAUGAAGAGCUGUCUAUGUACACUCCUCCGCCGGCCGAUCAUUCCGACAAGGCCAGUUCAGGUUCGGAGCGGAGAGCUUCGCACAUUUCCAGUGCUCCGACUCAUUCACCGAUCGUCAAUGGAUUCGAUUCCCCGUCUAAUCACGAGAUCGAGCUGUACAAAACAAAAAUUAAGAAGCUUCAGGAAUCUGAGUCAGAAAUAAAGGCUCUAUCAGUUAAUUAUGCAGCUUUAUUAAAGGAAAAAGAGGAUCAGAUUUUGAGAUUGGCUGAAGAAAAUGGCUCACUAAAACAGAAUCUCCUUAGUGCAAAUGCUACUCAUGGUACACCUAGAACUGUUCUUAAGGGUAAUGGUGAUAUUUCCCCUAAUCGGUUUAAAGCUGCAACAAAAAGUCGUGGUAAUGGUAUUGUGGCAAAGCAUGAUGGAUUAAAUAAUGGGACAACUUCAUCCAAUUCAAAGGAACUCUCAGAUGCAAUGGAAGACAAAAUUAGAUCCUUGACCGGGAUGCAAGCAACUCAUGAAUCUCAAAUGAAACAAAUGAUGUUGGAACUUAAUAAAGAACGUGGCAAGCUGGCAAGUGUCCAGCUGAGUUUACAAGAGGAGCAAAAGUUGAAUGGAUCGUUUCAGCAGGACUUGAGCUCGUUAAAAGAUGAAAAAGAUAAAAUGUUGAGAGAGAUAAACAGAACACAAGACGAGUUAAAUCAGAAGAUAUCAGAGAUAGGAAGGUUACAAAUGGAGUUGCAGAGAAGAGAACCAAACAACAGUGUAGAGAAGUUGAAAAACGUUAUUGCUUCUUUGGAGGAAGAUAACAGAAAUAUUAAGGGAUUGCUGGAGAAUGAGAAAAUGCAGAAGUCUUUGCGUAAAUUAGAAAAUGACCUUAAGGAAGCACGGAUGCAAAAGGACAAAGCCUUGCACGAAUUGACUCGUCUCAAGCAACAUUUGUUGGAAAAGGAAUCCGAGGAAUCAGAGAAAAUGGAUGAGGACAGUAAGAUUAUUGAGGAACUGCGAGGAAUCAAUGAACAACAAAGGGUUCAAAUUUCACGUUUGGAGAAUACUCUGAAACAAGCAAUCUCAAGACAAGAAGAAGUAAAACUGUCCAACAAUAGUGAACUUAUGAAGGCCAAAGAAGUUAUAGACGAUCUUAAUAGAAAAUUGACCAACUGUUACAACACAAUAGAUGCCAAGAAUGUGGAAGUUCUAAAUCUGCAAACUGCUCUUGGGCAAUAUUAUGCUGAAAUUGAGGCCAAGGAACGUCUUGGUGAAGAGUUGUCAGUCACAAAAGAGGAAUCAGCUAGACUUAUCAUGCAGUUAAAGGAAGCACACCAACUAGCAGAAGCAUCAAAGAGGGAGAGGGAGGAACUUUUGAGAAAGCUUUCACAAGCUGAUAUUGUGAUUGCUGAAGGAAAGAACAGAGUUAAGAAGCUUGAGGAAGAUAAUGAAAAACUCCGCAGAGCUCUUGAGCAAAGCAUGACAAGAUUAAAUAGGAUGUCUGUGGACUCCGAUUUUCUUGUUGACAGGCGCAUUGUAAUCAAAUUACUUGUGACAUACUUCCAGAGAAACCACAGUAAAGAGGUUCUUGAUCUAAUGUGUCGCAUGCUGGGAUUUUCUGAUGAAGAAAAACAAAGAAUCGGUGUUGCUCAGCAAGGGCCUGGCAAAAGUGUAGUUCGGGGUGUAUUUGGCCUUCCAGGUCGGCUUGUUGGGGGCAUCCUUGGCGGCGGUGCCCCUGAACCUCAAUCAGCUAUGACAUCUGAUGACCAGUCAUUUGCAGAUUUGUGGGUGGACUUUCUUCUCACGGAGACGGAAAGGGAAAAGAGGGAGUCCGCCAAUAAUUCAAAUCAAGAUCAAAACUCUACAGGAACCACACCCCCUUACCUCAACCCAAACCAAGUUCCCACAUUAUCUCGCAGCAACUUGGGACGGGAACUUUCAGAUUCGGAAUUUUCAACAGUUCCUCUCACUUCAUCAGAAAACAGUUUGCAAGGUUCGAGACUACCACCGAGAUACUGAUUAUUUAUGUAAGUUCGACUGUAAAUACCCUAAAAUUUUCCAGCCGUGAUAUGCCUAAAUGUUCUUUCGAUUCUUUGUCUAACUUGUGAAAACAAAGAGAAGCAGCAGCCCUUUGGAGCGUGUAUGUACGUGCAUUGUAAUAAUCCCUGUAUGAAGAAAGCUACACACACUUGAAACUUUUUGUAGACGAGAUGGCACAUAUUUAGAUAGAUUUGCUAAAGAAUAUUACAAUUUGCGUGAAUUGUAUAUAAACGCUAUACAGUAACGUAACACAUCAUUGUUCACUCUGCAACC
Messenger RNA from Salvia splendens (bonfire salvia), 2555 nucleotides. Its product is annotated as golgin candidate 4. Gene Ontology annotation, biological process: endoplasmic reticulum to Golgi vesicle-mediated transport; Golgi organization. Gene Ontology annotation, cellular component: Golgi apparatus. The transcript has 14 exons. Lineage: Eukaryota; Viridiplantae; Streptophyta; Magnoliopsida; Lamiales; Lamiaceae. Gene Ontology annotation, molecular function: small GTPase binding. The coding region runs from base 180 to 2261 and encodes 693 amino acids. The record is from RefSeq and is a predicted model, not a curated record.